Cooperia oncophora is the source of this 909-nucleotide messenger RNA. The record is from the annotation of a GenBank genome assembly. Lineage: Eukaryota; Metazoa; Nematoda; Chromadorea; Rhabditida; Trichostrongylidae.
AUGUCGGACAGUGAGGGCCGUUUUUUCAAGACCGUAUACCGCCGUGGUCCAGGAGUACUGCCAUAUGCGUUAGCAAUCGAUUCAUCUCACAGAACAAUUUUCUGGAGCGAUGUUGGCAAGAAGCCAAGUCUAAAUCGUAUGGCGAUCAUCAGUGACGAUAGGGGCGUUGACGUGAUCCUCGACUCAUCACUCGUCCGACCAACUGCUUUGGCCGUCGAUCCUUUCGCCCGUCGACUGUACUGGCUUGAUCAGGCCCUAAAUUAUAUAGGAUUCUGCAACUAUGAUGGUACACAUCGUCACGUGCUUGGACAGAAAAUGGGGCGUGGCUUGCACGGAUUGGACGUGUUUGCCGACUUUGUCUAUUUCUCGGAUUUCUCCAAGGGGACCAUCGAACGCAUCCAUAAAUACACUGGUGGGAAUCGAAGCACAGUCAUUGCUGGGUUGAGUCAUCCGAAAGGCAUCCAGAUUUCGCAUCCGGAAAAAUGGCCGAAAAAGAGUUUGGGUAAUCCAUGUGAAAGUAACAGCACUUGUGUACAGCUCUGUGUGCCGUCGAAUACGAGACAAGGCUACCAAUGUCUUUGUCGGGAUGGCAUGCGCUACGAUGAUGGCGAAUGUGUCCUUCUCUCGCGGCCGUCGACAGGAUCACAUGACAUCGAUUUCGCGACGGUUCGGAAUUUUGCCAUAGCGUUGAUCAUCACCACAGCUUUUGAUUGUGAUUUCUCUUCCACAAAAGUCCGAGCUUACAUUCUUGCCCCGCCUUCGGCACAAAGCUCUUCAUGGGAGACGCAAGGUCAAGAACGCUACCCAUUGAAUAUAGUGAGUGUCGAUGGUGGAAUAGAAAAUCCGGUAUUUGAACCAUGCGAAGACACGCCCAUGGAACCAGAAGUAGAGGACGAGUUAACCGGUUGA